GAAGUUCUUCCCUUCAGAAAAUGAGAGCGAAAAACCAAUUCACUCCCUUUCCUGUCCUGGAAAUAGCAAACAAACCCAGUAAGGUAAUUUAAAAUUUCACCUCCUUUCACAUGCUUGUACAACUGUAAAACCUUUUAAUGUCCAAGAAGAGACUCUUUUAAUGUUUCAUCAUCAAAACGACACACACUCUCUCUGUUCAACUUUCUUGUUUUUCACAUUGUCUGUCAAGCCUAGCUAGCUCUCAAGGCCAAGGGAGAUUCAUCUAUCCAAAAGUCUCCUCGAUCUCCAAGGCACAAUACUCUGGGUCUGUAAUAGCUGAAGCUAAUGGAGUUCUAUCAGUAUGUCUUUGAGGCGAUGAGGAUGAUUAUUGUGAUUAGUGCGGUAAUGGUGCAAUGGUUCGGUGUCAUAGCCAGUCUUAAGUGGAUAUGGAAGAAUUGGUUCAUUAUUGUGGUGAUUGUGACAUGGAACGUAAUAGCCACUCUUGGGUGGAUAUGGAAGCAUAGGUUCAGUUACAUGGUUGAAACCCCAGAGCCAAUAUCAGAGGAUAAUCAAGAACUGGUUGACGUCGUUGAAACCCCAGAGCCAAUAUCAGAGGGUAAUCAAGAACCGGUUGACGUCGAUGCCUCUACAUCUCUUCCUUCAUCAUCAGCUGAAACCCCAGAGCCAAUAUCAGAGGGUAAUCAAGAACCGGUUGACGUCGAUGCCUCUACAUCUCUUCCUUCAUCAUCAGCUCCUAGGUGGAAGCACGAUGUGUUUUUGAGUUUCAGGGGUGUAGACACUCGCAAAGGUAUUGCAGCCGAAAUAUACUAUCGACUGCAAAACAGGAAAGGAAUUAAAAUUUUCAUGGAUGACCCAGACCUUCAAGUAGGGAAUGUUAUUUCUCCCACUCUCCUAACAGCAAUUGAAGAAUCAAGGUUUGCAAUUAUUGUUCUCUCUCCAAACUAUGCCUCUUCCACUUGGUGUUUGGAGGAACUUAGAUACAUUUGUGAAUGCAUGAAAGAAGACGAGAACAGAAUUCUGCCACUUUUUUAUUAUGUGAAUCCUACUGAUGUACGAUAUCAGAAGAGCAAUUUCGGUGAUGCUUUCACUAAGCAUGAAAAUUCUGGGCGAUACGGAUCAGAGGAGAUGCGGCAGUGGAGAGCUGCUUUAAACAAAGUGGCAAAUUUCUCUGGAUGGGACACAAAGAAUUAUAAAACUGAAAGAGAACUUUUGGAUGCCAUUGAGGAAUCUGUGUGUGAUAAAUUACGAGCUACUGAACUUGAGCUUAAAAUGUCCAUCGGAGGUUUUGAAGCAUUUGAAGCAACAAAACAAGCCAUUGAUCAGGUCAUGAAUGCGCUGAAAGAUAAUGAGGCCACUACCAUUGGAGUCUACGGAAUGGGGGGCGUCGGGAAGACGACAAUGGUGAAUUAUGUCGGUGUACAAGCCCAAGAAAAUAGGCUUUUUGAUAAAGUGAUUUUGGCUGUCGUAUCCCAAAACCCCGACUUGAUGAAAAUUCAACAGACAUUUGCAGAAAUGCUGGGCUUUGAACUCAAGGAGAAGACAGAAACUGUAAGAGCCCGUGAAUUGAAGAAGAAAAUAAUGAGAGGAACCAGGAUCCUCAUAAUCUUGGAUGACAUUUGGAAGAGAAUAGAGUUUUCAGACAUUGGAAUUCCGAGCCACAACGAUCUUCAAAGAUGCAAUUCCAAAGUUCUACUGACCACCAGAAAAUUGGAUGUUUGCCGUUCCAUGGAUUGCCAUGCAAACAUACGUCUCAAUAUCUUAUCAGAAGAAGAUUCUCGGAGCUUAUUUGUGAAGGAAGCAAGGAAGUACCCUCUUGACAAAUCAUCCAAUUUCUAUGAUGUAGCGAGUGAGGUGGCUAGAGAAUGCGCUGGUCUUCCUAUUGCUUUGAUAGCAGUUGCGAGGGCCCUUCGAGGUGAAGGUUUGGACAGAUGGAAAGAAGCUGCUCGACGACUAAAAGCGUCUCAACCCCCCGUCCUUGAAGCUGAGGAAGAUGUGUUCAAAUGCAUAAAGUUAAGCUAUGAUUACUUGAAAUCUGAUGUUUCGAAAUCAUGCUUCUUGCUUUGCUGCCUGUUCCCAGAAGAUUAUGAUAUCCCAAUUGAAUACUUGCUCAAUUAUGGAAUUGGGAAAGGAAUGUUUCAAGAUUCCGACAUGCUAGACGCCCGCGCCACAACAAAUUCAGCGGUGAAGGCCCUUAAAGACUCUAGCUUGCUUUUGGACUCUAGACAUGACGUAUGUGUAAGGAUGCAUGAUGUCAUUCGGGAUAUGGCAAUAUUGAUAUCAUUAUCUGAAGACGGCCCGCGGUUCUUGGUGAAAGUUGGCUGUGAAUUGAAGAAUUGGCCAAGGAUUGAUGCACGUAAGGGCUACUCUGCAAUCUCACUACUGAAGAACAAAAUUUGCAAGCUACCCGAAGAGUUGGUAUGUUCAAAUCUCCAGAUUUUAUUACUGCAAGACAAUGCUUCAUUAAAUGAUAUCCCUAACUCUUUCUUCCAAAAUCAGAAAGAAUUAAGAGUCUUGGAUCUUAGCCGCACUGGUAUUUCAUUACUACCCCAAUCAAUCAGUUUCCUAACCAACCUUCAAGCUUUGUAUUUAGAUUACUGCAAGAACAUAAUUGACAUUUCUGUAAUCGGAAAACUUAACAAGCUUGAGAUUCUUAGUAUGAGAGGAAAUGCUCUGAAAGAAUUGCCAAGAGAAAUAGGACAGUUGACCAGUCUAAGGAUGCUGGAUAUCACUAGAGCUGAUAGAUUCCUUUUCACAUCCACGAAUGGAUGUAUUGGCACAAUUCCAUCUAAAGUGAUAUCAAAGUUGCAUAGAUUAGAAGAACUGUACAUGCAAUGUGGAUUUUGGGAGUGGGGGAGUAAAAUUGAUGGAGAAGGAGAAGAAACUAAUAUUGGCUUUGAUGAAUUAGUUGGUUUAUCAUAUUUAAGCAUUUUGAAAGUUUGGAUGUCAGAUGCAAAUUGCAUCCCUAUAAGUGUUGAGGUCGAACCGAAUUGGGUUUACUUUGAUAUUACUAUUUGCAGCAACAGUUAUUUCACUUCGAACAGUCAAUCUGGUCAUAAUUGUAGAUCGUUGAGUUUUAAUGGAACUGACACUACCAUAGGAAUCUGUCCGGACUGGUUUGUCAACGCUGUGGUAAAGAAUACUGAGAGGCUACUUUAUAGUUACUGCAAAGGGUUAAGUAACAUUCUUGUGGAAUAUGACCGUGGAAGGUUACAUGGAUUGAAAGUUCUCUCUGUAAUUGGUUGCCAUGAGAACUUGAAAGAAUUGAUGAAUGCAAUAACAUGUGUUCUAGAUAUGCCUGUGUUUGAGAAUUUGGAAGAGUUGUAUCUGGAAUACCUGGAUUACUUGAAGCAGUUAUGUGUUGGUGAGUUACCACCAGGAUCUCUCUGCAGUCUGAAAUUAUUGAAGGUCCUUAAGUGUCCUAUCUUGGGGAAUGUACUGUUGCCAUCUAAAUUGUUGCAGCAACUACCAAAUCUGGAAAAACUAAUCUGUGAGUCAAGUGAAGUGGAACAUGUGUUUGGAUGUGAAGGUUUUGAGCCAGAUCAAACAAAUCUGAGAGAGAUGGAUUUACGGUAUCUAGAUGUCGUAACAAGCAUAUGUAAUGGUCCUGCUCCACAUGGAAUGUUCCAGGCUCUAAAGAAAUUGGUCAUUCGUAAUUGCAACUUCCAGGGAAGCCUCUUCACAUUUGAUGUAGCUCAGUGUCUUUUUCAAUUGGAAGACCUUAUUGUAUCCGAAUGCCCUGUCUUGGAAAGAGUAAUUGAAGAAAGUAGGGAAACAUUGAACAACAAGAAGACCAUUCUUCCAAAAUUGAAGAACCUAGCUUUGGAAGAUCUUCCAAUGUUGUACAAGGGAAGUGCUACUAUUGAUUUUGAGUGUCCUUCAUUGGAAAAACUGAGUCUGUUUGGCUGCCCCCACUUGUCAUUUCCAUCCUCUGCUUCUGACUACUUCCACAGCAGGAACCAAGUCGUUUUCAAUGAUGCUCCUCGUCAUUCUCUGCUACUCAGCAAACUAGGGUAUAAGGGAUUCAAAAUAUCAAGUUGGUAGGGGAAUCAAAAUAUCAAGUUGGCUCAUGUAAUUGAAAGUAUUGAAGGGGUGUAGAUGGAGUCUCCUGGCAAGUCACUGAAGAGUCAUUGCUGGGAAGGUGGAGUCUAGGUUGUGCUCUCAGUGGAGGGUUACCCCCGCUCCCAAUGAGUUCGAUUCAUUGGCUCAUAAAAGGUGGCCCUAUCAGAAGGGAAUGGAUUCUUUCUUGAAAGUGACUCUGAUCUUGGAGCAUUCCCCCAAAAGAAUGGAAUGGGCCAUCUCAAAUUGAAAGGCAUUCUUACAACUAAAUCUAAAUCUGGGUUACCAUCAAUUGUACCCUAAUUGCUUUUGCUUCUGUGAGCAUCACCACUUGUGCUCUAUAUAUUCUGGGAACUCCUCGUAGUUCCACUUUCUACUGUGUUUGGAUCGUAACGCUGCUGAAUGCGAAAAGAAGCAAAAGGAAUGCUGAGGAUAAUGCAAAUUUUUUAUUUUUGCAGGAAUGAAAGCAAUAAUCAAUGUGUUUGAUCAUCUAGUUGAGGUCAUUUUGAUUGAGACAAGAACUAGAUGAACAAGGUUCAAUGAAAAACUAGAAAUAAAUAGAGAGUAAAGGCUUCAACCCAAAGACUUUGCAUGAAGAAAAACAGUAAGAGAGUAACGUCUGUUGCUUCACAGAAAGACUGCAAGGGUGGGAGAGGUAGAAAGUGAGGGGCUUCUUUGCUUCGCACGAAGAGAGAUAAAGAGAGAGAGGGGGAACGAGUUCUGGUUGGAAUUCAAAUAGGGAACCGAAGCUUCCAGUAUCGACGACUCUCGAGCCAAUCACUCGGGAUUUGUCCUCAGCCAUCCGAAUUUCUGCUAGGGAUUUCAUCGUUCUUGAACUUUGGGCGAAGCCCCUGCGCCACAGAAGCCGAAGAAAGAACCUACCAAUGACGAAAAGACAAGGAUGAAAAUAGUGGCCGGAAGCUUGAUGAAAGUAGUGAUCAGACCUGGUGGAGGUGAUUCAACACCUUAAGGUGGUGAUCAGGUUGGGCUUACAUUACGCUUUAUGAAGCCAGUAUAGCAAUUGAACUGUGUAUAAAAGCAAAUGGUGGAAGCUAGAGUGCUGUGCGUUUAGUAAUGGGGAAUAUAUAAAAGCUGGUUUGAUUGAGCUGGAGCAUUGGAGCUAUAAAACAACAGAUGAGUAUGCAGGUUCAGCUUGGGAUGAACUCAAGCAUACUUGGCAAGCCAUUGGAUCCCUGGUAACAUGGAAAACCCAAAAAGACACUUGAAGAAAUAAGCCAUGAGCUGUGUCCAAUAGGGUAAAAUCUACGUGAUUGCUGCCAAGAAGUCUUCAGCAAAGGUGGUGAGUACGAAUAGAUUCAGCGGCUUCAACGCAUUCUCGAAAAGCACUACAAAAUGGUUGAAAUGAAACUUCAGGCUCAACAAAAGGAAAGUAUUCUGUUAUGUUGAUGAACUGGCGCAGAGCCAGAACAGGAGGUGGUGUCCAAGCUGCAUGUUCCGUAUCAAAAAGUCGGUUGGUUGCUCCUACAUGAAGUGCAGGCGAGGAUAUGCAUUCUGUUACAAUUGUGAGAGUACAAGUUGUCACUUGUACAGCUACCUGUGGAAGCUGUCAUAAGAUGCACAGAUAGUCAGCUGAAGUAUGAAA
Molecule: messenger RNA, 5659 nt
Organism: Rosa rugosa (rugosa rose)
Lineage: Eukaryota; Viridiplantae; Streptophyta; Magnoliopsida; Rosales; Rosaceae
Product: probable disease resistance protein At4g27220
Exons: 18
Coding region: 325-4041 (1238 amino acids)
Biological process (GO): signal transduction
Molecular function (GO): ADP binding; protein binding
Source: RefSeq, a predicted model, not a curated record